AUGUCGCACACACAGGCGCCUCAACGCAAGACUUAUGUAGCCAAGGCGAGCCUGGAGGUGUUCUACACCGGCGGCCCGUGUCGGCUGUCGCACGAUGGCACGAUGGUCGCCGCUGCGUGCCACGAGGCGGUGAACAUCGUGGAGGUGGGGACGGGCAAGGUGGUGCAUAACCUUCCCGGGGAUACUGAGCCGAUCACGGCGCUCUGCUGGUCCAGAGAUGGUCGCAGGGUGUUCACCGCAUCGAGGUCGAUGCGAUGCAGCGUUUGGGACGCCACCACGGGUGAGAGCGUGCGCACCUUCAAGGCGCACAGCACCCCCGUGCUCUACAUGGGGGUCGACCCGACGGGAACUCUGCUCGUGACCACCUCCGCGGAUAGGACCGCGAGGGUGUGGGACAUCGACAAGGGUUUCUGCACGCACGCGUUCAGGGGUCACGGCGGAAUGGUGACCGUCGCGUGCUUCCACCCUGAUGCCAGGAAGCUGCAACUCUACACCGGUUCCCAGGAUGGCGAGGUGCGGGCGUGGUCGCUCCGGGAGCGAAAAUGCGUCGGGGUUCUGCAGGCGCACCAGAGCUCGGUCACCGCCAUCCAGGUGCCGAUGGCGGCCGAUGGCGGCGCGGAUAAGCUCAUAACGUGCGCCAGAGAUCGGGUCGUGCACGAAUGGAACCUCAAGACCAUGAAGCGCAUCUCCACGCUGCCCGUGCACGAGGCGGCUGAGGGAUUGGUGUGCCUCGACCCGGCGGCGGCGGCUGGACUCAUAGGCAAGGCGGCCGUGCGCGCCGCCCCCGACGCGAUCUACUUCGCGACCGCGGGCGAAAAAGGCAUGAUCCGGGUGUGGCGCAUGGGCACGGGCAAACCCGUGUCCUCCGCGGUUCACCUCAUGGCUGGCCGCGUCGUGGGCGCCGCGCACGAGGGUCAGGAGGAGGACGAAGAGCAGGACGACGCAGCCGCGGGGACGUUCGUUUCUCUCCAGCCGACGUCCAAGGGUGACGGACUCCUCGCGGUCACCGGAGACUCCAGAUUACUCUUCUACGGGUCCGGCGAGAUUGUCAUCCAGAAGGAGCUCAUCGGAAACACGGACGAGAUCAUCGCGGCAGCCUUCCUGCCCCUGAGAGACGGAUCAAAGCACGGGUCAACCUCGGAAAAAGUUGGCGACGGUAAACCUGCGCUCAACGCACUCGCAGUGGCGACCAACUCGUCACUGCUUCGCGUGUUUGAUCCGAGCACCAUGUCCUGCACCGCGGCGCUCACUGGACACAGCGGAGCGAUCUUAUCGCUCGACGUCGCAGUUGGACCAAACGGUGAGUCGCUGGUGCUGACGGGGUCGAGGGAUCACACCGUGCGACUCUGGGAUCUUGCUCCCGCGGCGAGGGCGGUUGCGACGGGUCGGGCGGUCGCUGGAGGCGCCGCGACCACCGCGGGUGCCAAGUGCCUCGCCGUGGGUCAGGGGCACGUCGGCGCGGUUGCGGCGGUGGCGCUGGCCAAGCGAAACGGCGCUCCUCUCGCUCUGUCUGGUGGCGCGGAUAAGGUAGCGCGCGUGUGGGACAUCGCCGGCGCGCUCGCAGCGUACGCCGAGGCGAGAGCUGAAGCGUUCGAGGCGGCUGGCAUCGAUCCAAAGAAACACAAGGGCGACCACCCGAGCGUCCGCAUGGAGCCGGUGCUGCUGGGAGCCAAGGCGGCGGCCAUCGCGCACGACAAGGCGGUCAACUGCGCGGCUAUCGCUCCCAACCUGACUCUCGGCGCCACCUGCUCCGGGGACCGUACCGCGAGGCUCUGGCGUCUGCCGGAUCUCAUACCCGCGGGCACCCUUCGAGGUCACAAGCGCGGCGUGUGGGCCGUCGCAUUCUCACCCACCGACCGCAUCAUCGCCACUGCGGGUGGCGACAAAUUCAUCAAGCUGUGGUCGUGUGAUCCCAACGCCGGGGUUCAAUCGUCGUGCCUGCGAACCCUCGAGGGUCACACCGCGGCGGUGCUUUCUCUCCGAUUCAUUAGUUCCGGGACCCAAAUUGUCAGCACCGGUAGCGACGGCUUGUUGGUCCUCUGGGGGGUUCGCACCGGCGCGGCGGUGGCAACACUGGACGGGCACGAUGACAAGGCCUGGGCGCUCGCGUCAGACGCGGACGGAGACGUCCUCGCAACGGGCGGCGCCGACGCGAAACUCACCCUUUGGGAGGAUGGAACCGCCGAGGCGGCUGAGGAGGAGGCCAAAGAGCUCGCUCUCAAGGCUGGCACGCAGCAGGCUCUGUCCAACGCCGCUGCAUCCGGCGAGCACCUCAAGGCUGCGCACCUGGCGCUCAAGCUCGGACACCCGUUUGCCCUUCGCAAGGCUAUCGAGGCGAUGAUUGCGGACCCUGAAGGACACGGAGACGCCGCGCUGGACUCAUUCUGCAGCGGCAUGAAGGGCAAGACCUUGCACAGGUAUCUCAGUUAUAUCCGAGAGUGGAACGCAAAUGCGAAAUUUUGUGAAGCAGCGCAGCGCUGCAUGGCAUCGCUCUUCCGCCUUCAUUCGCUCUCGGAGCUGUCUAAUGUGGCUGGCUCGAAGGAUACGUGUGAGACACUGAAGGCAUUUACCACCAGGCACUUCGCCAGGGCUGGUCGUUUACUCCGUGGUACUUACCUCCUCGAC
This is a messenger RNA of Micromonas commoda, 2625 nucleotides long. RefSeq lists its product with no specific name. Gene Ontology annotation, molecular function: protein binding; U3 snoRNA binding. The transcript is spliced from 2 exons. The annotation marks the transcript as partial. Gene Ontology annotation, biological process: endonucleolytic cleavage in 5'-ETS of tricistronic rRNA transcript (SSU-rRNA, 5.8S rRNA, LSU-rRNA); endonucleolytic cleavage to generate mature 5'-end of SSU-rRNA from (SSU-rRNA, 5.8S rRNA, LSU-rRNA). The record is from RefSeq and is a predicted model, not a curated record. Lineage: Eukaryota; Viridiplantae; Chlorophyta; Mamiellophyceae; Mamiellales; Mamiellaceae. Gene Ontology annotation, cellular component: small-subunit processome; 90S preribosome; nucleolus.